This is a messenger RNA of Eleginops maclovinus (Patagonian blennie), 987 nucleotides long. It is a transcript of the gene mrpl30, whose product is annotated as mitochondrial ribosomal protein L30. Gene Ontology annotation, cellular component: large ribosomal subunit; mitochondrion. Gene Ontology annotation, molecular function: structural constituent of ribosome. The coding region runs from base 303 to 779 and encodes 158 amino acids. The record is from RefSeq and is a predicted model, not a curated record. Lineage: Eukaryota; Metazoa; Chordata; Actinopteri; Perciformes; Eleginopidae. Gene Ontology annotation, biological process: translation. The transcript has 5 exons.
CAGUUUCAAUGUAACUCCUAGACUCUUCCGGUGUAGACAUCCAUGGAGGACAUAACUGUCAUGACAACAAUGUGACUUACCGUUUGUAGUUCCUUUUGAAUCAAUGUUGCCGGUAUAAAUUCAGUGAAUAUAAAGUGAAACUAGUUGCGUUUUUAUCCAACAAGUUCGGUAACGUUUGAUCCACUUUGCGGUUAGCAGGGCUGCACGUUAACGUUAACCUUGGCGUGCACCACAGUAGUUUAACUAUCUGGUGGUCGUUAACUUAACCGUCACUAACUGUCACUAAGGAUACCGAAUUAAAGAUGUCGGGGGUCAGUCGUGGUUUGAGCUCAGUGAAGAUCCUGACCGAAGUUACACUUUUGUCACGUUGCCCAUCGUGUGUGCCGGCACGCAGCAAAUUUACCAAAGCAAGAGUCCCCAAAGAGAUUUUUGAAGAGAGAUCAAAAGAGCAUGAGAGAUAUGGAGGAGAUCCAGAACAACCUCACAAACUGCACAUAGUGACACGAGUCAAGAGUACGAUGAGAAGACCGUACUGGGAGAAAGACAUGGUGAAAUACCUGGGGCUCGAGAAGGCACAUACACCUGUAAUUCACAAAAACACACCUGCAGUCAACAACCAACUGAAAUUUGUCAAACAUCUUGUAAGGAUCCAGCCACUGAAGACGCCCUACGGCCUCCCUGCUGAGCAGGACUUAGGGGACACUUACAUCAACAGCAAAGGAGAGCUGAUCGUCCAUCGCCUUCUCCAGCCUGUAGAUCCCAAAGCUCUCAAAUCCUAGCUCCGCUUCCAGAUCAUGUUGAUGAAAAGUUCAAUUGUUCAUAAAAUGUCAUGAAACAGUUUGUGCUCCAUAGCUUCCUCUUCUGGUUCCUAUACACUGAGCAAAUGGAGUUUGGUUGAAUAGUUUUGUAUCAAAUAUCUAUCUAAAUAUUACUAGUAAGCAACAGAUGAUGGUUCAAUUCUUUAAUAAACAUGGCUUGUAAAAACUA